AAUGCGUCUGUAUCUGGUGAUGUGAAACCAGGUGCUGAGUCUGUGAACGACACAAUCCUCGAGCCAGCUCGUGAGUCUACCAACGAGAUGCAGGGGGGUACCGGACAAUGUUGUCGCAGUGCAAGAUUGGGAUCUGCCAUCAACGCCAAUCAGCGCGGCUGAGAGCAGUGCUGUAGUACAGACUGGAGCUGAUGACAUCAGAACAGCAGUGGAUGGUGAGGAUGGACGCAUGCAGACUGAAGCCUCUACGAGUACCCACAUCGGAGAUGCGGAAAACGAUCACAUCCUGACAACCCAGACAACUCCUGAAACGGUUCCAGACGCACCAGUCUUUGAAGAUGCGCCUAUUCCUGUCGAGACUGUGAAGACUGUCGAACACCCUGACUCCACCGACCAAGAGGCCGCCCAGGCCAUCAUCGCGCGAGACCAUGUCUUUUCUGAACCCGCGCUUGAUGUGUCCUCUGCAGCAGAUUCUGUAAAUGAUAAUGCUGUGGCACCCGUCGAAGAGGAACCCACAGCGUCGCUCUCGAAAAAAGCCAAGAAGAACAAGAAGAAGAACAAGAAGUCUUCUGGGACUUUCACACCUAUCGUUGAAGAUGUAAGGGAAGAGCAGAUGCAGCAGACUUCCACACAAUUCGGCGACGGUAGCAGGGACGCGGCGACUGAGGAGAUCGAUUCUCAAGCAGCAGGAGCUGAUGCGGAAACUGCGCUUGCGUUAGUAUCUGACAAGGCUGGCAAGGGAGGAGAGAUCGCGUCUGCCAGAGACCAGACACACGAGAUCGAAGGGAUGGAAGCGACUGAACGUGUCGAAGAGCCAAAGUUCACCGUCGAGGAGCCAGCUGCCGCUAUCGAUGAGAUGAGUACCAUUGUCGACGAGUCGAGUACCACUGUCGAUGAGCCGAGUACCACUAUCGAUGAGCCGAGUACGACUGUUGAAGAGCCAGCCGUCACAGACAUCGACACUACAGUAGUCGUCUCGAAGAAGAGUAAGAGGAAAAAGAAGUCGAAUGCUGCGAAUCUCCUGGAUGAGGACGCUGCUUCAAGGGAGACUACAGAUAUCCCGCCUGCGACUGAUGUCGUUGCACCCAUUGAAGGCAAUGUUGUCACAGAAUCUGAUCGCAUCAUUCUGUCUGAUCCGCCAGUGUCCGAAGUCGAUGAUACCACCGCCAAGGCGACACAAUUACCAGAGGAGAACCUUGUGGGUCCCGUUACUGCAGAGGUGGAAGAACCGGUCAUCGAGGAGCGAGAUAUCUCUACGCAGUCCGUCACUCAAGAAUCCACCGCCGAGCACAUCCCCAUCAAAGCGCCUGCACCCGUCGCAAAUGCACCAGAACACACGGAGCCCGAACGACCUGCACUCAAUCGCAAGCUCAGCAAGAAAGAGAAGAAAGCCAGGAAAAAGGGUACUGGGACUCCGUUGGAAGAUGACAUGGUCGUUGAGACUGUGACACCGGCACAGAGUGGUGAGAAAACGUCUGCUGCGAUACAGAGCGAUGAUGUGUCGAUUUCUCAGGAGCCAGAAGCCACAGUGGAGAUGGAACCACUCGUGGAACCGUUCAAAUCCGAGCGUCAGGUCGAGUCUGUUGUCGAAACUAGUUCCGGUCUGGACACUACGCCCAUCGUCGAGCCUGUUGAGCGUGAGACGCAGCUCGAGCUUGAUCCCGCAUCCGUCGAGUCCGAGACUAGAGAAAUAGCUGCAGAGGACGAAUGGGCCCCAUUGCCAAAGAAACUCAAGAAGGGUAAGAAGAGCAGAAAGCAGUCACUUGUUUCCGAGCCCGUUGACGAGGCGACAACGCAACGAGUCGAGACUGCUGAGCUGCCACCGCUUCCGGAGUCCAUGCCUGUGGAUGUUCCGAGUGUUGAAGCUGUAGCAGCUGAGACACCUUUACCAGAACCAACGCCAAUGGAAGUCGAGACGCCUGCCACGACUGAGGUCGUUGAAUCUCGAGCUCUGGACUCGGAACACCCCCUAGCUUUUGAUACGGUCCGUGCGCCUUCGCCGAAACUGGCUACAAUGGAAAUUGAUCCCAGAGAGCCUCUCUCAGAGGUCGUCGAGCGAGCAUCCGACAAUAUGUCACGUUCUGACCAGCAAGAGGACUUGCCUAAAGACAAAACUUUGACCGAGAAAGUGGUAGUAGAGAAGCAGGAAGACAUCCCGGCGCCAGUGAGUCGAAAGGCCUCAAAGAAAAGCAAGAAGGAAAGGAAGUUAGUAGAGGUUGUGAACACUCCUGAACCUCACACACACGCUAAGGCGGAGACCACUCAAGAUGAUGUCGAGGACAUUGUCAUGCAAGAAUCUCCUGCACCUGAGCAGACAGCUGAGACUUCUCUCCUCGAAUCGGGACCUAAGCACGUUGAAGCUGACCCUGUGCAUACAAAUGUCGAGACUGAAGCGCAACUUCGGGUCGUCCAGCCCACAUCAACAACAGUACCAGAACCAGUCGAGGGUUCUACGAAAGUACAAAGAGAGACAGGUCACAUCAUCCCACCUUCGCCGACACACGAUAUCGCGGUUCAGCUAGAUCCAGCCACGUAUGUCGAACAAGCGCCCGCGCCGAUUGAGAUCGAUGAAUCUAUCACUAGGUCAACUUCAAAAAAGGGAAAGAAGAACAAAAAGAAGGACAAGAAGGAUGUAGAUCAUGCUGACGAGGCUGAGACUCGCACUGUCGAGGUUCCGGCCUCCGUCCAGGAAGCACCUCUUUCGAACUUGCCCGAAGAACAAAUCGCACACUUUGGGCCAUCUUCCACUGCGGCCACACACCAAAUCGAGGCCCAGCAACCCUUAACUCCUGCUCAAAACGAUACGCAGCUAGACGUCAAGUCCAGAGAUCUCUCGCCAUCACUGCAAGCCGUACGAGAUGAUGCCGCAGAUCUACGGCAACGCACUGAGGCACUUGAUUCGGCAGUAGCAUCCAACGAACAGUACGAUGAACCGUCCCGCUCUCUACUUCCAUCCAUGUUUGGUAUCGCCAACCUACUCAGUAAGAAAGACAAGAAGCAAGUCGACGCCACUAGAGACAGCGAUCUCCCUGACCCUGCGACUCCCGCCGCCGAUACCACGGCUGCGGUCGAGACAACGGAGCGGGUUGAGAAUGCUGUCAAAGAGGCUGUCACUCCUGCAGAGACUCCAUCGCGGAAGCUGAGUAAGAAAGGAAAGAAUAGGAAAGACAACCGUGCUGCUAUUGAGGUCGAAGAGCGUACUGAGCCUGCGGUUGAGGAUGCCAACAUGAUCGAUGCGCCCGCAAGUAGGACCGAGAGUCAGUCAGUUGCUGAGUACAUCCCUGUUGCAACACCGAUCGCAACCAAUUCUGGACACGAGGUUCAGAAGACAAACGAAGUCGUAGAAGAUUUGGUGAUCACUCCCUCGAUAGAACCUGUGCCUGCGUUUAUCAGCACCCGCAGCGACGACGCAUCACUCUCAAGGAGCACUCCCUUCGAAGAAGCGUCCGAACCGCCAAGGAAGCUCAGCAAGAAAGACAAGAAAAGACAGGCCAAACUUGUUGCAAGUGCGCUAAAUAAUCCGCUUCCGAUUACGUCAGAGGGUUCGCCAGUAGCUCCCCCCGCAGUCGAGGAGCAAGAGCGCACGCAGACCGUUGAUCCGAUUGUGAACACUGCAGCAAAUGAUGUGCCUCAACUUAGUCCGACCGAGAAAGGUUUUGGGCCCAGUGUUGCUUCGAGUAGCCGCGAAGUCGACAUGGAAACGAUAGCUCCGAUCUCCGUCGCAGACAACAUCCCGAGUACACCAGUAGUGUCACGUAAGGAGAGCGAGAAGGGGAGCGAGAAAGAGAGCAAGAAGGAGAAGAAGAGUAGGAAAGAGAGGCUGUCUUCAGAUGUGGGGAUAGUGGCUGAGCAGCCAAUAACGCCGGCGCAUUCAUCGAUUGUGCAAUCUUUCAUCACUCCAGACCGACAAAGGCAUUCUGUCAAUAUGGCGCCAUCUAUGGCUGUCACUGAAAACCUCCAGCGCGCUGUCAGUCAGCAUGAGAACGUCCAAGCAAGCAAAGAACCGAAUGGGGAAGCCGAAACUCCAAGAGCUGCCGAGCGGACAUCUGAAGAGACGUACACAGUAAACGAUGCCGAGCCAUCUGCAUCUGACAAGACAUUCGAUGGCAUCUCUGAGGAUGUUCUGCCUACUCUGAACAAAAAGGGCUCGAAGAAACACAGACUAGCUGCCUUGUUUGAGAAGCAUUCCCCAGAGCAGCAACCAGAAGCUGAGCGCCGCCUUGGUCACAAGAGGAGUGGCAGUGUCAAGAAUCUUGCAGAACGGUUCGAGACUCAGUCAAGAUCCGCAACGCCUCUCCAGAUCGUACCACCGAAGUCGAUCUCACGAGCCACUUCGGACAAUCAAUUGCGUUCAGUGUCUCCAUUCGACAACUUGGAGCGAUUGCGCUCGGCUUCGCCACGUCACGACGUUGACUUCGCCGCAGCCGUCGCCGCAGGACUGAACGAAUCCGGCUUCGACUCAAGCUACGUAAUCAACGAUCCUUCCUUCUACCGAUCUCGAUCGACCUCUCGACAGGGCGACCGCGACAAUAUGGUUCAAGAUGAUGAAGUCGCGACUGCAAGGAGACGAGCAAGCGUCUCGAAGUUCGGAAACAUGGGACGCGCUUCCGCAUCAACCUCGCCCACUAAGUCCAGUUUCGCACCAAGCUCGCCUACCAAAGGAUUUGGGGCGUCUCUUGAUCGCAUAUUGCCCAAAGGCAUCGAAGUGCCAUUAGCGGCUACCGAGACACCAUCAUUCGAUCCGAUGGACGUGCUCAAUGAUCCAGCAUUCGCAAGCCGCAGGUCACCUCCUGGAGUAUUAGAAGAGGCCGACCCCGAGGAACUGUACGCGCCAAGCAAGAACAAGAAGCUCAAGGGAAAGAAGAAGCGUACGUUUGACACUACAACAACAGCCUUGAGUAUGCAGGAUGAUAUUGAGCACACCGCCAAUGAGACUCCAGUGUUUGAAGCCCCGUUGGAGGGGCCUCGUACUGUUGAGACUUUGGCUCGCUCUACUGCCCGCGAAUUGGGCUUCGAUGCGCCUGGCGAUGACUCUGUGAGAAAGUCUGAUAUUAUAGAGCAGUCACCGAUGAACAGUCGAAAGAAAGAGAAGAGCAGCAGGGGUGAGGUCAGCAGGGAACGUGAGGAGCGCGGAAGGACUACAGAACGAGAAAGGACAACGAACACGCCACCGAUGUUUACACAAGAAUCGAAAUCGGCCAUCAACGACGACGUCAAUGAGUACCCGUUCCCUCGAGCUGUAAGUCCGGGACUUGAGGAUAUAGUCGUCCGCAGCAUGAAAGAAGACAAGAAGGAUGUAAAGAGCCGGAAGAAGAAGGCAACCGCAGAAAUGGACAUUGAGGCCAGCCCGCAAGAGCCGCACAAGCGUCGAUCUCACCCAGUAUCGUUCCACGAGGAGCAACCAGAGGAGAAACGACUGCACAAGAACGAAACACAACGCGGCUCCAAUCUUGAGCCAGCAUGGUCGUUCUCCGCGCUCGACAACAACACAGGCAGUGUGGAAGGGUCAAUACAUGGAGUGCCUGCAGCUCAAGAGCAGCCGGUAGGCCGUAAGGAGCGUCAGCUUCCACAAGGACCCCGAACGCCCCGCAUUAGAUCCGAACGUGAUGUCAGAGAAGUUGAGGCCAGUCCAGCACUUCCAGAGUACUCGACAUCCACGGGCGUGGAGCCAUCACCUUCGUCUGACUUCGUCAGUAAGGAGCGAGCGUCUUAUUUGUUCGACUCCUCGCCAUCGACCCGCGCAUACGGCAUCUCACCUGCAGUCGCGCCUAAGUCACCCAGCUUCGACAGCCCACGAGCAAUCGAGUCCCCGAUCAAGGCGUCGACUGAUCGUGCUCAUCAAGAGCAGGUUUCACCGACAAGGCCCUCGCGCCAAACGGAGCCCUACCAGUCAAUCUUCGGCGACCCCAGCGAGAAGAUCGAUUCAUUGACAACUCCAAUGCCAAAGCGGGCACGCACCCCAGGGACCAACUCGCUCGGCACUAUCACAGAGAAUAGCCCGGAUGAUUCUCUGCAUAUUAAGAAAGGUAGAUCUACUACCGACGCUGGAUCUGGAGAGCGAGGAACAAAACCAUUGCGCAGUGAGCGCAGGUCGUUCUCUGACCGGAUGAGAUCGUCACCACCGACUACACCGACGCCCGCAAACCGUAAAAGUACGCCGUCUGCACUUGAAAUCUCUGACCGUCAAACAGCUUCACGGGAUUCACCAUGGCAUCAGGCCAACGAUCCUCUCGAUCGAAGUAUAGCACUCAGCCCAGCGCGUCGAAUGCCUCAUUCAACGCCCGAGCCAAUCAAACAGCAGCUGGCUGAGAUUCGCGAUUCACCAGGACUUCGCAGCCAGCAGUCCCUCAGCAAUAUCAGCAAGUUCAGAUCGCCUGAUGCUGAGCGUCCCGUGAGCUCUAUGAGCAUGGCGAGCAAUGCUUCGAAUCAUUCUCUACGACGAAUAGAGAAGACCCAGUCAGGAGAUUUGAGGGCUGCGGCAAAGCUUGGCGAGGCCAGUGCGGGCGCUAGCACCACAACAGAACCCAACCUCUCAGGCAUCGCACUCGCGGCUGGAGCGACCGCAGCCUUCGCUGCCGCAUCGAAGCUGAGAGGUGAAGGCAAAGGACGCCGCGCCAGUAUGGCGGAAACUUUUGAGGCUAUGGGCGAGGCCCCGAGGUCGCCGAUGUCACCAACACGGGCGCCCAGUCUGCGCAAACGUCAAAGCAUGCAGAUCAUGGACUUACAAACACAGCUUGACCAGCUCGCGGAUCACAACCGAUCUCUCGAAGAUGCAAGGUCAAGAGCUGAGGAAAUUCUACAAGUUCAACAGCACCAGCGUCAGGUCGAUGAGCAGCUAGUCCAAGAAGCAGUCGAAGCACGUGACCGUCAGAUUUAUCAACGUGACAUCGACAUUGCGCAGCUCAAGGAUACGCUGCAACGGCUGCAAGAAGAGAUUGCGCGACUGACGGAACUCAACAACAACCUUACAGAGGCCAACCGGAAUCUCACGAAUGAUACCAACGAGCGCUAUGCCAGCCUCCAGUCUGAAGGCCAAAUGGUCCACCAACAGUGGCAGACGUCUCAGAGGGAACUGGAUACAUUGCGAUCGCAACAUCAACAACUGACAAGAGGGAUGGAGGGGGCACUCCGCGAGGAGAUUGGUGCCGCGCUCGAUGAGCGUAACGCAGAAAUCAGUCGUUUAGAGAAAGAACUCUCGAACGCGAAGGAGCAGAUCAAGAAACUGCAGAAGCAGAUCCUGGCAACAAAGAAGCCCAGCGAGAGCUUCCUUACCAUCCGCGACGAGGACUACUUCGACAGCGCCUGCCAGCAGCUCUGUCAGCACGUGCAACAGUGGGUGCUGCGGUUCUCCAAAUUCUCGGACACGCGGGCUUGUCGUCUGUCGUCUGAUAUCCAGGCCGAUACUCGACUGGAUGCCUCAACGCGCGAGAAGAUCGACAAACGCCUCGACAACGCCAUUCUCGAUGGCUCGGAUGUCGAUUCACUCCUUGCAGAUCGCGUCAGACGUCGCGAUGUCUUCAUGUCGAUCGUCAUGUCGAUGAUCUGGGAGUACGUCUUCACACGCUACCUGUUUGGUAUGGACAGGGAGCAGCGACAAAAGUUGAAGUCGCUGGAGAAGACCUUAUUGGAAGUCGGCCCACCACGCGCUGUAGCGCAAUGGCGCGCAAUCACACUCACCCUGCUCUCCAAGCGCGAGCCAUUUAUGCAACAGCGUGCACAAGACACUGAAGCUGUUGUGCAUGAAAUCUACAGUACCCUUUCCACUCUGCUGUCCCCACCAACACACCUACAACAGCAGAUCCAGGCCUCCCUGCGCAACGUCAUGCGCCUUGCGGUGGAGCUCUCCAUAGAAAUGCGCACCCAGCGCGCAGAGUACAUCAUGCUGCCCCCACUGCAGCCCGAGUACGACGUCCAUGGUGACCUGGUCGCCAAGGUCACAUUCAACGCGUCCCUGAUGAACGAGCGCUCUGGCGAGACAACGUCGAAUGACGAGCUAGAAGCGCGAAGUGCGAUCGUCAAGGUCGUGCUUUUCCCGCUCGUGGUGAAGAAGGGCGACGAUUUUGGCGAGGGCGAGGACGAAAUAGUUGUUUGUCCUGCGCAAGUCCUGAUUGCCAAGUCGGGAAAGAAAAAGGUCGUGCGCGUUAUGAGCGGCGCGAUGAGUUUGCAUUCAAGAGCAAGUAGUAAGGGGAGGAGCGCGGUCAGCUUGGCACCGGAGAGUAGCGUUAUGGAUUUGGAUGAUACCAAUGCCUUUUAGGGGUUUGAGCUUUAGCAGGCGCUCGAGGAUUGGAUUCGGUUUGGAGUUUGGGAUCGGCGUUACAAUUCGGUGGAUUUCUUAUGUUAUGGGAUGGUUGGUGCAUCGAUACACAGCGAUUGUAUGUUUAGUUUCAGAGAUACCAAUGCACAGCAUUAUCACUUCAAAGCUAUUACGCAUUACUCCCCAUCA
Messenger RNA from Boeremia exigua, 8443 nucleotides. RefSeq lists its product as uncharacterized. NCBI's taxonomy places the organism in Eukaryota, Fungi, Ascomycota, Dothideomycetes, Pleosporales, Didymellaceae. Bases 230 to 8254 code for a protein of 2674 amino acids. The transcript is spliced from 3 exons. The record is from RefSeq and is a predicted model, not a curated record.